AUGAGCAAAGAGGAAACUUCUGCUCGUACAAGACCUUUCAGUUUUGAUGAGAUAAUGCGUAGGAGGGAAAGCAAGAAAUCAUUGGGUGAUAAUAAUGAGGAGCCUGGAGGCGCGGGGAAUGUACCAGGAAACGACAUUGUCAAGAAGGUCUCUGAUCAUUCAGAAUCUGACAGAUGCAGACACAAUGAUUCUGUACCAAGUGGUACAAAGCAUGCUUCAGAGGAUUUUCUGAAAGUAAGUUCUAGGAAGGAAGAAGAUAACACUUGUAUCAAAGAGGGAAAAUUAGUUAGAGGUAAAGAUAAAGGAAGUCGUGACUCCAAAAGCAAAUCAAAGGCUACACCAAAAAAAAGUAUCAACGGUCAUGAAGGCAAGGGAGGUAAGCUUGGUGGAAGAAUUCACGGCAACAGGAAAAAUGAUGAAUUAUCAAGCGAGGAUGUUGAAAAUGAAUCUGAAAAAAGACAUUCUAUAUAUUUGGCAGACAAGGAGAGAUAUGCAGAUAAAAGGAGAGGAAAAUCUGUAAAAGAAAGAAAAUAUGAACAACAAAAUAAUGAUGAGAGAUAUGCAGAUAAAAGGAGAGGAAAAUUUGAAAAAGAAAGAAAAUAUGAACAACAAAAUAAUGAUGAUGAUAGACGCAUACAUGGUAAGAGGAAAAAUGAUAAGUGGUCAGGUGAAGAUUCUGACAAGGAAUCUGAGAAGAGACAUUCCAGAUAUUUGGGAGAUAAGGACAGAUACUCAGACAGAAAUAGAGGUAAAUCUGAAAAAGAAAGCAAAAGGAAACAUUACAAUGAAGAUGAACAUAGAACUGGAGAGAGAGAUGCUGGUAAAAAACAUAAUUCAGGGAACUGGCAUAAUUCAAAAUUUUCUGAGAGAAAGGAGAAGAAAGAAACAUCACAGGCCCACAAACGUACAUCUUAUGAUGUGCGAGAGCAUGGAGACCUGCCCUUGCAUCCUUCUAAAGAUAGGUUGGGAAUAUCACAUUCUGAUGUUGAUCGGAAGAGGAUCUCCAGUAAUGGUUCAAGUAGUCACUAUCAACGAUAUGGUGGUUCUGCAAGUAGGCUUGGCGGCUAUUCACCGAGGAAGAGAAAAACUGAGGCUGCUGUUAAGACUCCUUCCCCAACCAAACGUUCCCCAGAGAAGAGAACUGUUGGUUGGGAUUGCCAACCUACAGGAACAGAAAGGGAAGUUACUGGUUCCGUUCGUUCUAAUUUGAAGUCUUCAAUUGAAAUUGCACCAUCCAGCACACUUCAAUUGCCCGGUGUGGUUCCUGUCACUUCCAUUGCGAAGAAUCCUGUUGGCAUACUUUUAAAUGCUUCAUCUUCACAGAUGAAUGCCUCCAUAGAUUCCAUUCAGCUAACACAAGCAACGCGGCCUAUGAGGAGGCUUUAUGUAGAAAACUUGCCAGCUUCAGCCUCUGAGAAAGCUGUUAUGGAAUGCCUUAAUAAUUUUCUGCUAUAUUCAGGUGUCAGUCAACCCCAUCGAACCCAACCAUGUAUCAGUUGUAUUAUACACAAGGAAAGGGGUCAAGCUCUUGUGGAGUUUCUUACACCUGAGGAUGCUUCUGCUGCUCUUUCUUUUGAUGGAAGAUAUUUCUCUGGAUCCAUUCUUAAAGUCAGACGCCCCAAAGACUUCAUUGAAGUGACUGCUGAUGCCCUAAUCGACAUUUUGAGAUUAUCUGUGAGAUUGAAAACGAUGCUGCCCUCUAUGGCCAAUAUUAGGACACCAAAGCAUUAUAUGUUCAGUCUGGAUCUGUUUAGGAAGGCCUGUAAGCCUACCCAUGCUGUUAAGGGGCUGCAUUUCUGGGGGUCUGAGGUGGACCACCAAAAAAAAGAGGAAGAAGAAAGUAAAGUGUCCAAGGACAGUAACAACUUUGAUGGUGCAAUCAGUUUUAUGAACAUCAAGGCAAGGAUGUGUGUAAAAGGAAAGGAAGAAGAAGAAUCCAGGAAUUCCGCCUAG
This is a messenger RNA of Ilex paraguariensis (yerba mate), 1953 nucleotides long. NCBI's taxonomy places the organism in Eukaryota, Viridiplantae, Streptophyta, Magnoliopsida, Aquifoliales, Aquifoliaceae. The record is from the annotation of a GenBank genome assembly.